AUGUCAUACGCGUACCUGUUCAAGUACAUCAUCAUCGGCGACACUGGCGUCGGUAAGUCGUGUCUGUUGCUACAGUUCACGGACAAGCGCUUCCAGCCCGUUCAUGACCUCACGAUCGGCGUCGAGUUCGGCGCACGCAUGAUCAACAUCGAGAACAAGCAGAUUAAGCUUCAGAUCUGGGAUACGGCCGGACAAGAGUCGUUCCGCUCCAUUACGCGCUCGUACUAUCGUGGAGCUGCCGGCGCGCUGCUGGUGUAUGACAUCACCCGCCGAGAGACGUUUAACCAUCUGACGAGAUGGCUAGAGGAGGCCCGGCAGAACUCCAAUUCGAACAUGGCUAUCAUGCUGAUCGGCAACAAGAGCGACUUGGAGCACCGUCGCGCUGUGAGUUUCAAGGAAGGAGAACAAUUUGCUAAAGAGAAUGGCCUCAUCUUCCUCGAGACGUCAGCCAAGACUGCUGCCAAUGUGGAAGACGCCUUCGUCAAGACGGCAUCGAAGAUCUAUUCGAACAUCCAGUCGGGCGUUUGUGACGUCACCAACGAGGCACAUGGCAUCAAGGUGGGCAUGACGGGCUCACCUGGGCCCGGCGGCUUCGGCAACUCGAACCCUCCUGCUAGCCGAGGUUGCUGCUAA
Phytophthora infestans T30-4 is the source of this 633-nucleotide messenger RNA. RefSeq names its product Rab2 family GTPase, putative. The transcript has 5 exons. Gene Ontology annotation, molecular function: GTP binding; GTPase activity. The record is from RefSeq and is a predicted model, not a curated record. NCBI's taxonomy places the organism in Eukaryota, Oomycota, Peronosporomycetes, Peronosporales, Peronosporaceae. Bases 1 to 633 code for a protein of 210 amino acids. Gene Ontology annotation, cellular component: Golgi apparatus.